CACUAUAAAAGUAGGAAAUGCUUUCACUUGCACCAGGCAAGCGGUGCGGCGAGGCGUGGCUUAAACCCUAGUUGCUCUCUUCAUUGUUCUUGCCCCUUCUCCUUAAACCCUAAUUCCAAACCCUUAUCAGAGGAACUAAAAUAGUUCAGAAUCAACAUGGCAUUUUGCAAUAGAUUUGGGAACCUCUUGAGACAGAGUAUUUCUCAGAACAGUGCAUCAAAGGGGCAGGGAUCCAUGGGAGCAUUGCUUAAUUCUAUUCGUUGCAUGUCAUCUGCAAAGCUCUUUAUUGGAGGUCUUUCAUAUGGAACGGAUGAUCAGUCUUUAAAGGAUGCAUUUUCAAGCUUUGGUGAUGUGGUUGAAGCAAGGGUUAUUACUGAUAGAGACACUGGGAGGUCUAGGGGAUUUGGGUUUGUGAACUUCACCAGCGACGAUUCUGCCAGUUCUGCACUGUCUGCUAUGGAUGGCCAGGAGCUAAAUGGUCGGAAUAUUCGUGUUAGUUAUGCUAAUGAAAGAACUCCAGGCCCUCGCAGUGGUGGUUCUGGAGGCGGUUUUGGUGGUGGUUAUCGUGGGAAUGGAGGUUAUGGUGGUGGAGCUGGAGGGAAUGAUGGGUUCUAAGCAAAUAUUAUGCAGUUCUGUCCAUGGGAGUGUGGCUAUGGCUAGUUUUUAGUUGUUUAGGUUUGAGUUUGCUUGAUUUGUUUCCUAUCUCUUAAAUGAAAAUUUCAAACUGCUUAGGGAAUUGAACACAUAUCUUUAGUACAUCUUUGAUAAUCACAAAUUUUGUCAUAAGAGCUGAACUAUUGGGAUAUGUAUGUUUGACAAUGAAUACAUUGUCUUAAGUCUGCCAAACAAAGUCUUU
Vitis vinifera (wine grape) is the source of this 856-nucleotide messenger RNA. RefSeq names its product glycine-rich RNA-binding protein 2, mitochondrial-like. The record is from RefSeq and is a predicted model, not a curated record. Bases 157 to 615 code for a protein of 152 amino acids. NCBI's taxonomy places the organism in Eukaryota, Viridiplantae, Streptophyta, Magnoliopsida, Vitales, Vitaceae. Gene Ontology annotation, molecular function: RNA binding. The transcript is spliced from 5 exons.